CGGGAUAGGGGCCACCUGAGUAACCACCGUCCGCAGGUCGGGAUGCACCAGCGACCCCACCUCAUCGCUCUCCACCGACUAGACACUAUCUUUUGUAUCCCAUACUAUUAUUUCUAGUUUUUUUUUUGUCAUCUGUUUGGUAGUCGUUAAAGAAUUGAGUUGAAAUUGUGUGUUCAUCUCUGCAACCAUUGCUCCAAUCAUGGGCUCCUGGCUCCGCAACUGACCACUCGUCGAAAUAGUGUUGGGAUGGCUAGCCGCGAUCGGCAUAACUAUCUUCGCUACUAGGCGUUGCAUCGGCGCCCCUUGUCAGUAACUGUAGGAUCUUCGUUAUCUUGUUCAGACUUAUAUUUGGUGCUGGACACAAGUAUAGAACACAUUUGGACACAUAGUGCCAAUGCGCUGACAUCACUUGUCACUAGUUGACGUCUGGUGAUUUGGAGGAUCUGGAAAAAGAAGUAUGCGGCACAGAUGUGCGACGAACUAACUGUGUGUGAAAUCAUAGACAACCUAGAUCAUCCUUUCGGCGAUUCUUACGAAUUGAUGGAUCGCAAGUGGACUGAGUGACUACGGAAUCCAUUGAUCCCAACAUGGAGCUAGUCAACAUUUUGCACAAUGUCAUGUCAAGCAUGGAGUGUACCUCUUGGGGACCAAACAAUAUUUUCCAAGCAAGCUGGCAAUUUUUCUUCUGAACCAGACCAUGACGUUUUCUGUUGCAAAUAGAAACACAACCAAAUUGAACAAAACUGCAGAUAAUAAGUUUGACGGAGUCCUGCUGGUCCGGCUUCAUCCAUCCUUUUCCAUCCUGUAUCUGAAAUUUAUUCCUUGGACGGUUGGAGCUGUAAAGUCCACCCGUCUGAAUCAGGUGAUCGCUAGCGAAUUCAAUGCAACAAUGGCGAUACCUCUCGGCAUAAUCGCUAGGUACUACUAGAUUUUUGUUCCAUUUAGAAACUCGCAGCCUCCAUACCAGGAGAAGAGUUAGCUAGCCAGAGCCCAGAGCAGACACCGCAAGGCAAAAAAUUUACCUCACCGGCUCAUCGUCACCCUGCAACAAGCAAGCAGAGAGAUGCUCCUCGCGUUGCUCACCGUGCUCGCUUGGGCGUGGCCCGCCGCGGCAUCGGUGGCAUCGCAGCCAAUCGGAUCAACAUGCCAGCGCCGGUGCGGGGGCGUGGACAUCCCGUACCCGUUCGGCAUCGGCCACGGCUGCUACCUCUACACGGGAGAGAACGACCUCACCUUCGGCCUCACCUGCAACCUCACCGCGGCAGGCAGCUACGCCCCCUUCUGCGGCGGCCUGGAGGUCCUGUCCGUCUCCCUGCCCCGCGGCAAGGCGCGCGUCCGCAACAACAUCAGCGCCUGGUGCUACAACGCCACGUCCCGGUCCAUGGACGACCAGAGCGGCAACCUGUGGACGGACGUCUCCGACUCCUCCUUCACGCUGUCGGAUGAGGAGAACCGGCUCACCGUCGUGGGUUGCAAUUCGCUCGCCUACGUGAGCUCCUCCUCGGUGUCCCAGUUUGCCACGGGCUCUGACUACAUGACCGGGUGCAUGGCCACGUGCCCGGGAGGCGCCGCGGCUGUGCAGCAGCUGGAGAACGGCUCCUGCGCUGGCAUGGGCUGCUGCCAGGCCGCCAUCCCCAAGGAGAUCAACUCCUACGGGGUGGUGUUCGAGGAAAAGUUCAACACCUCCCAGAUCAAGAACUUCAGCCGGUGCAGCUACGCCGUCCUGGUUGAGGCGUCGGCGUUCGACUUCCGGACCACCUACGUCACCACCCGCGACUUCAUGGAGUCCACCGGCGGGACGGUGCCGCUAGUGCUUGACUGGGUCGUAGGGAAGGAGACGUGCCAGGAGGCGAGACGGAACGCCACGGCCUACGCCUGCGUCAACGGCCAUAGCGUGUGCGUCGAUUCCAGAAACGGCCCGGGAUAUCUCUGCAAGUGCUCUCGUGGAUACGAAGGCAACCCAUACUUGCAAGGCGGCUGCCGAGAUAUUAACGAGUGCGAGGGGGGCGAGUACCCGUGCUCUGUUCCUGGUACCUGCAUCAACACUCCUGGGGGAUCCAGGUGCACUUGCCCUGACGAGACGACCGGCAAUGCUUAUACCGGCACAUGCGAGGCGGAGAAAUCUCAACUUGGGGUGCACAUCGCAAUUGGUGUUAGCGUCAGUGUAGUUGUACUAGUGAUCAGCAUGUCUUGUGCUUAUAUGAUCCACGAAAAGAGGAGCCUCGCCACUGUUAAAAAGAGGUACUUCAAGCAGCAUGGAGGCCUCUUGCUGUUCGAGGAAAUGAAGGCAAAACAGGGAGUGUCGUUCACACUGUUCACCAAGGAGGAGCUAGAAGAGGCCACGGGCAAAUUUGACGAGCGCAACGUGCUGGGAAAUGGAGGCAACGGCACAGUCUACAAGGGCACGCUGAAGGACAGCAGGACCGUCGCCAUAAAGAAGUGCAAGCUCAUCGACGAGAGGCAGAAGAAGGAGUUUGGGAAGGAGAUGCUCAUCCUGUCCCAGAUCAAUCACCGGAACAUCGUCAAGCUAUACGGCUGCUGCCUCGAGGUGGAGGUCCCCAUGCUCGUCUACGAGUUCAUCCCCAACGGCACCCUGUACCAGCUCAUCCACGGCGGGCACCACCACCACGUCUCCUUCGCGACGCGCCUCAAGAUCGCGCACGAGUCCGCCGAGGCGCUCGCGUACCUGCACUCCUGGGCCUUGCCCCCGAUCAUCCACGGCGACGUGAAGUCUCCCAACAUACUCAUCGACGACAACUACACCGUCAAAGUUUCAGACUUUGGGGCCUCCACGCUGGCCCCGACUGACGAGGCCCAGUUCGUGACGUUCGUGCAAGGGACCUGCGGCUACCUCGACCCGGAGUACAUGCAGACCUCCAAGCUGACGGACAGGAGCGACGUGUACAGCUUUGGCGUCGUCCUCCUCGAGCUGCUCACGGGCAGAAAGGCGCUGAACCUUCAGGCGACCGAGGGCGAGGUGAAGAACCUCUCCUCUCAUUUCCUCCUUGCUGCCAACGCGAGGAGGCUCGACGAGAUAGUGGACGUUCAGAUCGUCAACGAGGAGAGCAUUGAGCCGAUCGAGCAGGUGGCCGGGCUAGCAAAGCAAUGUCUUGAGAUGAACAGCGAGAAGAGGCCAUCGAUGCGGGAGGUUGCGGAAGAGCUAGGCAGGCUAAGGAAGCUUCUGAAACAUCCAUGGGAUCAAAGGAGUUCCGAAGAGGAGAUGCGGGGCUUGCUUGUUGGGUCGCCAACACCAAGCACAUAUUCUGAUGUUGAACUGAGCAAUGCCUAUGUCAGCUUGGACGACUCUGCGUAUCUAGGAGUGCAAUCUCCGCGGUGAUUGCAUUUUUUUGUUGAUUUUGUGGGUAUCUACGUUUUGUCAAUUGUUGUACUAAGAUUCGUUGUGAACACUCGGUAAUUGUGCAGUCCCAACUAGCAUCUUCCCUCCUUGAUAUAGAACAAUGAGAGCUACUUUAUCUUCGGAACCUCUUAACUGACC
Messenger RNA from Lolium rigidum, 3496 nucleotides. Its product is annotated as wall-associated receptor kinase 2-like. Gene Ontology annotation, cellular component: plasma membrane. The transcript has 3 exons. Gene Ontology annotation, biological process: cell surface receptor signaling pathway; protein phosphorylation. NCBI's taxonomy places the organism in Eukaryota, Viridiplantae, Streptophyta, Magnoliopsida, Poales, Poaceae. Bases 1064 to 3337 code for a protein of 757 amino acids. The record is from RefSeq and is a predicted model, not a curated record. Gene Ontology annotation, molecular function: calcium ion binding; ATP binding; protein serine/threonine kinase activity.